UGACGUCAGGACGCCUCGCGGGUUCUAGGCCCCCGCCCGGGCUCCCGCGUUCCGCGCGGGCUGUGCGGAGGCGGGGCGUUGGGCCAGCGGAGCUAUCCCGUCAGACCGCGCCAGUUUGAAUGAAAGCUCCUCAAGAUGGCGGCGGCCGGGGCCGAGGCGCCAGGAGCUUGGUGUGUGCCUUGCCUAGUUUCACUUGAUACUCUUCAGGAAUUAUGUAGAAAAGAAAAGCUCACAUGUAAAUCGAUUGGAAUCACCAAAAGGAAUCUAAACAAUUAUGAGGUGGAAUACUUGUGUGACUACAAGGUAGUAAAGGAUAUGGAAUAUUAUCUUGUAAAAUGGAAAGGAUGGCCAGAUUCUACAAAUACUUGGGAACCUUUGCAAAAUCUGAAGUGCCCAUUACUACUUCAGCAGUUCUCUAAUGACAAGCAUAAUUAUUUAUCUCAGGUAAAGAAAGGCAAAGCAAUAACUCUAAAAGAAAAUCACAGAGCCUUGAAACCUGCUGUUGCUGAAUACAUUGUAAAGAAGGCUAAACAAAGGAUAGCCCUGCAGAGAUGGCAGGAUGAACUCAACAGAAGGAAGACUCACAAAGGAAUGAUUUUUGUUGAAAAUACUGUGGACUUAGAGGGGCCACCUUCAGACUUCUACUACAUUAAUGAAUACAAACCAGCUCCUGGAAUCAGCUUAGUAAAUGAAGCUACCUUUGGUUGUUCAUGCACAGAUUGCUUCUUUGAAAAAUGUUGUCCUGCUGAAGCUGGAGUUCUUUUGGCUUAUAAUAAAAAUCAACAAAUUAAAAUCCCACCUGGUACCCCCAUUUACGAGUGCAACUCAAGGUGUCAAUGUGGACCUGACUGUCCCAACAGGAUCGUACAGAAAGGCACACAGUAUUCACUUUGCAUCUUUCGAACUAGCAAUGGCUGUGGCUGGGGUGUAAAAACCCUUGUGAAGAUUAAAAGAAUGAGUUUUGUCAUGGAAUAUGUUGGAGAGGUAAUCACCAGUGAGGAAGCCGAGAGACGUGGGCAGUUAUAUGACAACAAAGGAAUCACGUAUCUCUUUGAUCUGGACUAUGAAUCUGACGAAUUCACAGUGGAUGCAGCUCGAUAUGGAAAUGUGUCUCAUUUUGUGAAUCACAGUUGUGACCCAAACCUUCAGGUGUUCAAUGUUUUCAUUGAUAACCUCGAUACCCGUCUUCCCCGAAUAGCAUUAUUUUCCACGAGAACUAUCAAUGCUGGAGAAGAGCUCACUUUUGAUUAUCAAAUGAAAGGUUCUGGAGAUGUAUCUUCAGAUUCUAUUGACCACAGCCCAGCCAAAAAGAGGGCCAGAACUGUGUGCAAAUGUGGAGCUGUGACUUGCAGAGGUUACCUCAACUGAAUUUUCAGGAAACAGAACUUAUGACGAUUAUAGUGUUUUUUCUAAUGUUAACAUUUUAAAAGUAUUUUGGACUCUUUUCAUAUUAUCAAGAUUAUACACUACGAUGAUUUACAAUUCACCUUUCAGCCUAUUGACCAAAUGCAUUACCGAUACUUCUGACGAGAGGAACAUAGGGUCACAUAGACUAAUUCUAAAUAUACAUAUUUAGUGGUUAGAUACCAAACAUGAAAGGAAAACUAUUUGUAAAUCAACAGCUAUAUACUUAAGAGGAAGUCUAUGUGAAUAUAGAGAAAUGCCUCCUUCAGUGUUUAAGUGUUAAACUGAUGAUGUAACAGUUGCUAAGAUUGAACAUUCAAUUUGCCAUACACCUUGAAUUUAGAGAAAUAGAGUUAGUUCAUAUUGGACAAAUACACAGGUUCUAUUUUUGUUACUGUCAUUCCUGUUUACCUACUUACAAUUCUUUGUAUUUGAGACAAAUAGGUGAUACUGAAUUAUACUCUAUUUUCUACUUUCAUUAAAACAUUGGUAUCUUAAUGAUAUAGAAAUUUAAGGUCUAAAAUUAAAUGUAAAAA
Molecule: messenger RNA, 1940 nt
Organism: Capra hircus (goat)
Lineage: Eukaryota; Metazoa; Chordata; Mammalia; Artiodactyla; Bovidae
Gene: SUV39H2
Product: suppressor of variegation 3-9 homolog 2
Exons: 6
Coding region: 136-1368 (410 amino acids)
Cellular component (GO): nucleus
Molecular function (GO): histone H3K9 methyltransferase activity; zinc ion binding; protein binding
Source: RefSeq, a predicted model, not a curated record